This is a messenger RNA of Striga hermonthica, 1530 nucleotides long. Lineage: Eukaryota; Viridiplantae; Streptophyta; Magnoliopsida; Lamiales; Orobanchaceae. The record is from the annotation of a GenBank genome assembly.
AUGCUUCCCUCCCUCAAAAAACUGCUUCUCCACACCGCCACAACGAAGGAAUCGCCGCCGCCACUGUCACCGCCUCAGCAUCUCCUCAUCCAAUCACCUCCGCCGACGAACAGCUAUCUCUGGCCGUUGAAGGGCCAGCGUGCCUCUUUAGUUUGGCGAGGGAGAAGAAGAAGAAGAGGAGGAGGAGAAGGAGGAGGAGGAGGAGGAGGAGGAGUGACAAUCUUGUUCAACAAUGCUUCCCUCCCUCGAAAAACUGCUUCUCCACACCGCCACAACGAAGGAGUCGCCACUGCCACCGUCACUGUCUUGGCAUCUUCUCAUCCAAUCACCUCCGCCGGCGAACCGCUAUCUCUGGCCGUUGAAGGACCAGCCCGCCUCUUUGGUUUGGCGAGGGAGAAGAAGAAGAAGAGGAGGAGGAAGAGGAGGAGGAGGAGUAGUGACGUGAGUGGAAAAAAUCUCAUUAAAUUAAGGCAGUUACAAGUUGCAUCCCAUCAAGGAGGAAGACCCCUCAUCGACAACAAAAAACAUCAAGAAAUGUAUGGUCGGCCGGAAGCGCUCCAAGUUGUGCUGCCGGAACUUUUUCCUCUCUUUCUCGAUCGCUUCAGUUCAUCCAAGAUGAAGAUAGAAGACGUCAACAGAUGCCAGAUCCAAGAAUGGUACCCCAAAUUCAAAUCCUCAUCCAUCAAAACCCUAAUCCACGAGCUCCCGGAGCCCUUCGUCCGCUACCUCCUCGACAACUCCGGCCCCUUCCUCCUCCCUCUCUCCAUCUACAACGACGACGCUCUCCCCAAUCGCGUCCACAAGCCCGACGAGGAGUCGGACUUCGUCGCCCCCGAUUCCGGCGAUCCAGGCGACGAGUCCGACGACCCCGGACCGCCUCCUUCCUUCCCCGACCUCGAGGCCGCCAUCAAAUGCUCCAUCGAAACCCUAGGCGGCUUCGCCUUCCCCAAGCUCAACUGGAGCUCGCCAAAGGACUCGGCUUGGAUCAGCCCCACCGGCAACCUCAAGUGCAAAAACUUUUCCGAAAUUGCCCUUCUCCUAAAAACCUCCGACUCUAUCGUGCNNNUCCGAUUAUUCCGAUUCCGAACGGCGGCCCGCCAAGAUCUUCCUCGCCCUCCGCAAGUGGUACCCUUCCUUCCGGCCGGAGAUGGAGUUCCGGUGCUUUGUGCGGUUCAAGGUUUUGAUCGGCAUUUGCCAGCGAGAGGGAAUGUGAGGGAGGGGUUCGGGUCCGAUAGCUACACGUUUGAUGUGCAUGUGACGAGGGACGGUAGGGUUAAGCUCGUGGAUUUCAACUCGUGGGGCGGGCCCACGCUGCCCCUUUUGUUCGACUGGGACGAGUUGGAUGAUGGGUUGAAGGGAGAUUCGGGUUUGGAGUUUCGGGUUGUGGAGAGCCGAUGUGGGAUUCGUCCGGGUUUGAAGACUGCGGUGCCUUACGAUUAUUUGGAUACGAGCAGUGGGAGUGGAUGGGGUCAGUUUUUAAGGAAUGCGAACGAGGAGUUGAGGAAGCAAAUGUCGGCUAGCGAAGCAUGA